AGUAACCAUAAACCAAGUAUUCCAAGAGACAUGUACAUGGAGGGAAAACAUACUGGAUAGUUAUAGAGCAUGAAAACAUUUGUGAUACAACUGAAACAUAUAUUACAACAUAGUCCUUAGCUUUGGCAUUGUGGCAAUCAGUGUAUUUAUUUCUAUUUCCGUUAAUAUGUUAGAAACAAGUUUCAAACGAUAGUACUGCUUUAACGUCCAUCCCCUCUAGUUUUUUCCUUGAUUAUAGAAUUUGAUUAUCCUGAUUCAUUGUUCUAAUUUACAACUAAAAAUUUUCGUGUUUUCAUUCGGGUGUUAGCUGUUUACAAAACAUACUGUUAUUCUGGCAAUCUACAAAUCUUUUAAGAACUCGAGUUUUUUUUUUAAUUAUACCAAUGUGACAUGUUUUUAAAAGUGUUAAGUAGGUCUCGUUCGCAUAAAUCAUACCAGUUGUAUCUGUCGUAAAUAAAAAUGUCAACCGGCGUCGUUUUCCUAGAUACUCGAGUGGGUUCAAUUUAGCCCAGAAUCCAGCUUGAUCAAAGUACCAGUUCGUAAGAUUAUUUAAAUAGGAUGAUGAGGCCGAAAAAGAACAAGGAGAACAAGAAACUACCUUCUGCAGAGCCGGUUCAGAUCACUGACACUGCCAUCGAAUGCCUUCUUGUAUCUGACAAUGAGACAAAAAGACAGUCGCUGGGAAAAAGACGGUCACUCCUUCUUCCGAAAGAGCGAGACGAGUACAUCGGUGAUGAGAAUGAUGACGAAACUGAAAAAAGGGCGAGGCGUGAGGCUGCUGAGGAGGAAGCUAGGAAACAGAAGGAGGAAGUGCAACAGAAAGAGACAAAGAAAACUCCUUUUAGCGCCACAAACAACUUUUCAAAAGAUCAGUGGGAAGAACAUUUUUCCCGCUGUAUUCAGCUAUGCAAUCAAAAUAAAGUAAAUUGUAAAAAUGCAUUUAAACUCAAGAUAAUUGACUAUAUGAAGCUGAUUUUUUUGAAUAAGUCGAAGAAAAUUGAAAAUUUGUCUCUUAUGAGCUGUACUCUCGAUGCCAGUGCGAAAAUUUAUUCGUACCGGGUUGACAAAGUUUAUGCUGAUAUGGUCAAAGUGAUAUCAGGGAAAGAGUGGACUAAGGAGGAUGAUAAUGAUAACGAAAAUGAAAAAGAAAAACAACAACAAGAAGAAGAUGUUGAAGAAGAGGAAGAUCAGGCAAACAAAAAGAAGAAAAAAAGUAGGAACAGUGAUUUCUCCGAACUUCAGUUAGAUAAGAUGCUGUGCAAAGAUGACCAACAAUUGGAAAAAAGUGAAAAUCAGGAGGGCGAAAGCUCAUUUAAAGUUAAGACGUUCCCCACAAAUGAUAUUGAAUACUUUCUCGAAUGUCCUAUAUCAGAUCCGGAAGGAGAACUUUUAUUGAACGGACCUGUAUUUACGACUUCUCUAGAUCCUGGGUCCAACCGCAGUCUACAAUUAGGCCCAAGAUACACUGGGCAACGUGUGAGUGUUGAUCCUAAUUUAUACCUGGCUGAUUAUAAGAAUAUGUACAACUCUUUCGCCUUGAUCGGCGAGGGUAACCAAUCAGAAAUAAGAGAAGUAGAUAAGGAUCUGAUGUAUGAUGCGGAUGAGCUUGUUUUACAAGAUGAACUCAGGUGCCAACCAGAUAACGACGAUAUGGUUGCGGCAAUAAACGAGCCGGAAUACUGUGGGGAUUAUGAUGACUGUUGUAUGGAAGACGAUGAAACUGUGCAUCACAUGAAUUCAGUCCAGCUCAAAAACAUCACGCCAGUUCCUAAGGUGGCCCCAUUUUCAGUACAAGCAAUGACCAAGCUUGUUUCUGCUGAGCAUGAUGAAUUCAGUUUCUUUGACAACAGCAAAGUCAAUUUUUGGAGUGGUCCAUCUCACUGGUCAAUCAAACAAUCGACAAAGAAAAUUGGUCAGAAACUGCAGAAGGAUGUUAAAAAACCUGCAAGAAAAGUGCAAGGUGUCGAUUUAUCCAUGGAAAACGUUGAAGACAUAAUUAAAGCUUACUCGGAAAGUAUAAAUGUCACACUUGCUACAAAAACGUUGAAAAUGUGGAAUAAAUCGAAAUGCAGCGAGCCUGAAGAUAUUCAUUACACGCAGAAACAAAUGUUAAGCCUAUUUUGUAAUAAUCAUCUACUGUAUAUUGACAAAAACUUCAAAUCAUUAGGAGUUCAUUUUUCAUCAGGCAACGACCAGGAUUGUGAAGAGGCGAUAAUUAAUUCCUUCAAAAUUAAUGAAGAAGGAGAAGAGGAGAUAGGCGAUGGUGAUCAUUUUGACGAUCUUAUCAAUGAUUCUCCUUUGAGUCCAGGCUCCGACUUGGCACAACCUCUUUUGGAGCCGGGGUCAAUUGCUGAAAACACAAAUGACGUCUCCAACAAUAAAGCCGACAAUGAUCUAAUUCCUGCUCCAUUCAGAGUUAAUGAAAUACAAAUUGAUUACGCGAAGACGCAAAAGAAAAUAAAUAUGAAGGUGUUGAAAGCCACAAUUUGGAAACUACUCAAUUUAGAUUCAGAUGUAGAGAUUGUUCCAGGACCGAACAGAACUAGUAAAAAAGUUGUGUUUUCCAAUGUUUAUCUAAAUCUCUUUAACGAGCUCCCGAAGGAGGAUGCGAAAGCGCUUAGUUUUCCAAUAGCCUACAUGGCACUACUGCACUUAGCAAAUGAAAAAGCUCUUUUCUUGGAGGGUGACAACAUGUAUCAUGAUGUUACUGUCAUGUUGGCUUCACCUCCCAAAAUGAAUUUGAUUCAGUAUUAAAAAAAAAAAUGCUAAUGCACUACUCUAAUUGUAUCUCGUUUGUUGCAAUUUAAAAGAAAGGGAAGAAAGGCAUCAGAGAAAAAUGAUAAAGCUGUAAAUAUGUAUAAAUAACUAAUUGUGAUACUGAACUCAAAAUUUAACCUUUUCUUGCAAUUU
Cimex lectularius (bed bug) is the source of this 2910-nucleotide messenger RNA. RefSeq names its product condensin complex subunit 2 (gene barr). The record is from RefSeq and is a predicted model, not a curated record. The transcript is spliced from 13 exons. Gene Ontology annotation, molecular function: chromatin binding. The coding region runs from base 559 to 2754 and encodes 731 amino acids. Gene Ontology annotation, biological process: mitotic chromosome condensation. NCBI's taxonomy places the organism in Eukaryota, Metazoa, Arthropoda, Insecta, Hemiptera, Cimicidae. Gene Ontology annotation, cellular component: condensin complex.